Mus musculus (house mouse) is the source of this 512-nucleotide messenger RNA. RefSeq names its product secretoglobin, family 2B, member 2 (gene Scgb2b2). Gene Ontology annotation, cellular component: extracellular region. The transcript has 3 exons. NCBI's taxonomy places the organism in Eukaryota, Metazoa, Chordata, Mammalia, Rodentia, Muridae. The record is from RefSeq and is marked validated. Bases 14 to 358 code for a protein of 114 amino acids.
AGCACUCUCCACCAUGAAGGGGACACUUCUUCUGCUGGCCUUGCUGGUGACUGGAGAGCUGGGCUUCCAGAGAACGGAAGCAUGCAUACCUUUCUUCGGCGUAUAUUUGGGUAUUCUCUCUGGAAACAGGAUUGGGUUACAUACAGAACUUGCUCCAUUUGAUCCUACUGUGGAGGAAAAGGAGGCUUUUGAAAAAAUCCAGGACUGCUAUGAGGAGGAAGGACUAAAAGCUAAGACUGAAGAUAUGAAAUUGAUGACAACUAUACUCUUCAGCUCAGAAUGCAGGUCGUACUAUACCAAAGAAGUCUUGAAGAACAUUCUGGUUAAGUUUUCCAAGAAAUUAACCCAUAGAAGUUAAUGGGUUAUACGCAACCCAUCUUUGCAAUGUGUCUGAUCUGAGUGCCAUCUUGCUGACCUUUCUUUCUCUCUGUAAGUUGGAUUCCUGACACCUGUGCCUUCAUCCUUUAGUCUCUUAGGCUGAUUCUAAUAAAUGCCUGCAGCUCUGUUCAGUG